AUGUGCCCCAGUUGUCCAAAGGCGUACAGGUCGCCCGUCGUCGGACAUGGCGUUCCCGACCAAUUUCCGGCAGCACACGUGAAGUUCACCUGCAGCCGCUCUCCCGCCAACUUCUGGUCGAGUUUCCGGUGUCUAAGGUGGUCGGCAUGCGCCCAGUUGUCCAAAGGCGUACAGGUCGCCCGUCGCCGGACAUGGCGUUCCCGACCAAUUUCCAGCAGCACACGUGAAGUUCACCUGCAGCCGCUCUCCCAGCAAGUACAUGGCGGCACACAGUUGACAUGGGCGUGUUCUCCGACAUUUAAGGAAGAUUAUAGGCAGUUUUACGUGGUGUCGCGGUGGUCCUCCGGUGAGUUUCGGCCAGCUCCGACAGCCUCCGUUGGCAGCAUCUCCGGCGUGUUUUUCAGCUCCAGGCUGCUCCACCGGCGAUGGGCUGCGGGAAAUCUGAGGAUGAUUGAUUCAUCUCCGCCGUCGCCGGAGUCCAGCUUCCGGGAGCUCGAUGAAGUUUUCUUGCAGACUCAGACUAGAAUAUGGCUUGGGGAAGUUCUGUGCGCAAGAUUUGAUGAGGAAUUGAAUCUCUCCGAUUUGCUUCAAGAUGGGGAGAUACUGUUUGAAGUUUCUAAAGUAGUGUGGAAUCUGUUGCUGGUAAAAUGUAUGGAGCUGAGGCAUUUGAAGCACAAGUACGGGCCUUUUGGUUCUAGAAAGAGCAGCGGGAGAUACAGGCCUUACUCAAAUGUUGAUUCCUUUAUAAAGAUAUGCAAAAUUAUGGGGUUGAGUGGCAUUGACCUCUUUUCUCCAUCGGAUGUUGUUGAGAAAAGAAAUAUUCGAAAAGUUUGCAUCUGCAUAAGAGCACUGUCAAUGAAAGCCAGGUCAAAACAACUAAGUGUUCCAGACUUUGACAUGGUUGUAUACUCAGUGACCAUGCCAAAGAAUAUGGUCGAUAUUAUUCGGAAAAGUUUGGAAUCAUCACAGUGCACAGUUUCAAGUUCAUCAAGUUACAGUUCACGCAAUGUUUCCCAAACCAAGGCGAAACAGAAAAAGUUUCAACCUCCGUCUAACGGAGAUGAUGAUUACAGUAGCUCUGAUGAGUCGGAUGAGGCCGAAAGUAGAUAUAUGGGUGAAAAUUCCUUUCCAUCUGGGGGUAAAUACGAUUAUGCUCAUGGACUUAAUUCCGACUCGGAAAAUUCACUCAAACUUGAGAAUGAUCACAAACUUGAUAAAAUGUCUGCUUGUGGUGGAAUCAUCUCACAUUUAGAAAGACAUAACCCUGAAAAUGGUACCGAGAGCUCGUUAGACAAUGACUACUCAGUCGUUGAAGAUUCUUCGUGUGUUGAUGUUGGAGAAAGUAAUUACAUUUCCGAUUACUUGGCCUUUUCGGACUUAAUGGUCCAGGCAACUACUGAGGGCAGCAGUUCUGUUAUUCGUAAUGGGGAAAGUAACAUGUUCGAUUUCUUUCUUAAAGUUGACUCUCAAGGAGUCUCCUCGAAUAAAAAGAGCUUUCAGAAUGGAGAUGAAGAUACGGAAAUAUCUUCAACAACUAGCAUGAGCUCCAUUUUAGGCCGUUUACUUAAUUUGGAGUUUGAGGAGCAGUUUGAUGAGGAUGACUCGUUAAGUACAAACUGUCGGUCUUCCGUAUCAAGGGAACAUGAUGCUGAGAAGCAGUUCAAAGAUUUGUUUGUAUUAUCCAAACCCAAAAAUAUGGACAUAAACAAGUCGAAUUUUCAAGCUGUAGUUUUUGAUUCUGGAGAAGCGUCUGAGAAGAAGGAUAUAGUUGUUGAGGUCACUAAUAAAGAGACUCAUAUUUCCUGUGAAGAUGGGGACAAUGAGAAUCUUAAAUAUAACUUGCUCAGUUCAGAUUCAGAUUCGCAUCAUUCGCAGUGUGGGGAUAAUUGUGUUUCGACUCAUUUUGGCGGUCAUGUUUCAGAUGAGAAAUCGAAUGUUUUAAAAUUUUCAUGCGAUAGCAAAUUGGUUGAGGGCAAUGAGAGAUGUCAAGAACAGCGUAAGGACAUAAAUGUUGUCGGCUUUAGCGAACAAGAAACUGCUGUUCAAGAAAACCUAUGUGAAACAAUUUCAGUAAAUCUUACGUGUUUUCCAAUCAAAGACGUGAACCGAGCUCAAGAAGACACUGCUGUAGCCCAAAAUGUCGAAGAUAAUAUUCCUAUGGCACCUGAAAAUGGCGGUCAGGAUAAAUAUAUUGCAAAUGGAAGGAAAAAGCACGGCCGCAGACCGCUGUUGAGAACAGUUGCGAAAGGCACAGCCAUUGCCGGUAUCUUAUUCCUCUUGCUCCAUAUCAGCCGAAAAAGCAAAGGGAAAAAUGGUCGAGAAAGUAAGCAGCAGUAUGGUCCGGUUUCGAAGUACAACGAGUCAAAGUCGUCAUCUGGUAACCGACAAAAGGAGAGUGUUGUGAAAGGGAUAUAUCCAUCAGAAAAGAUCAGGCUUUAA
Molecule: messenger RNA, 2439 nt
Organism: Striga hermonthica
Lineage: Eukaryota; Viridiplantae; Streptophyta; Magnoliopsida; Lamiales; Orobanchaceae
Source: the annotation of a GenBank genome assembly